AGCGCCCUUCUGCCGACAUAUAUACUGAUCCACCUUCAUUUUAUGAUAGAUGGCAGAAGUUUGAUGCUGAUAAGUGCACUUGUUUCUGUUGGACCACUGAUUGAAGAGGCCCUACUGGGAGCAUAACAUUUGCAUUGACACAAACUAAUCUCCGUGUGCAGCAUUCUGAUCAGUGGCUUAUCAACUGACCUGUAAUAAGGUACUUUGUGUAUUAUCAUACAUCUAAUUCAGUGGUAAUUCUCCUUGUUUUCUGCUAAACCAUUCUAUUUAUAUAUAGCCAGUGAUUGAACCAGCUUUCUUUCAACGAGCAAGCACUUCGCCUUUUCAUUCUUUCUCCAAUUUUUGCAGGUGUAGCAGCGUGAUCUGAGGCUUUCCAUUGGUGAUUGUCUGAUAACUUCUGCUAUUCGUUAUAUAAAUUGGUUUAUCAGUUACUUUUCAUCUCCCUUGGGCUCAGUCUGCUGCAUGUUAAAGUAGUGAUGGGUUGAUCAUAUGAGCAAACUUUUUUGGUUGAAUCAUUUGUGCAUUCAUUGCCAGCCCACAACUUUUUUGGUGAAUCUCCCUCACGUCUUCAUCUGAUGGCAACCAUACUACAUUCUUUGGUUGGAUCAUGUGCCAAGAUGUUGCAAGAUCUCAUUACAGAGGAGGCCACACUAAUUUUAGGUGUGAAAGAAGAGCUCAUGGAACUGAAACGAAGAAUGGACCAAAUCCGACACUUUCUUAAUGAUGCAGAGCGAAGGAGCGUAGAAGAAUCAGCUGUUAACAAUUGGCUUGGUCAACUAAGAGAUGCUAUGUAUGACGCCGAUAUUAUUAUUGACUUGGCUAGAUUGAAAGCACGCAAGCUAUUGCCGGAUGAUUCUUCGCCAUCAUCAAGCAAAUCAAGUACAUGUAGUGGCCUUUCCCUUUCCUCUUGCCUUUCUAAUUUCCGAACACGUCAUGAGGUUGCUGUCAAGAUUAGAAACCUGAACAAAAGAAUAGAGAAUAUUGCAAAGGACAGAGUAUUUUUAUCACUCACCAAUACACAACCUACUGAAAAAGUUUCAGCACCAAAACUGAGAAAAAGUUCCAACCUUGUUGAACCCAACCUUGUGGGUAAGGAGGUCAUAUAUGCUUGCAGGAAAGUAGUAGACUUGGUGCUUGCACACAAGGAAAAGAAGUUUUACAAGCUCGCUAUUGUUGGAACAGGAGGAGUCGGUAAGACGACACUAGCUCAGAAAAUCUACAACGACCAAAAGAUAAAAGGGAUAUUCAACAAACAUGCAUGGGUUUGUGUUUCCAAAGACUAUUCUGAAGUUGCUCUCUUAAAGGACGUUCUUCGAUGUAUUGGAGUACACCAAGAGCAAGGCGAAUCAGUUGGAGAACUCCAAAGCAAUCUAGCAUCGGCCAUUAAAGAUAAGAGUAUUUUCCUUGUGUUGGAUGAUAUCUGGCAGUCUGACACAUGGACAAAUCUACUGAGUACUCCAUUGCACGCUGCAGCCACAGGGAUAAUUCUAGUAACUACUCGACAUGACACAGUUGCUGCAGAAAUUGGGGUGGAUGAUACACAUCGAGUUGAUUUACUGUCAGUGGAUGUAGGAUGGGAGUUACUUUGGAAGAGCAUGAACAUCAACGAAGAGAAAGGAGUGCAAAAUCUGCGGGACAUAGGGAUUGAGAUUGUUCAAAAAUGUGGUGGUCUUCCUCUUGCAAUCAAGCUUAUCGCCAGAGUUUUAGCAAGCAAAGAUCAAACGGAGAAUGAAUGGAAAAAGAUUUUAAGAAAAGAUGCAUGGUCCAUGAGCAACAUUCCAAGUGAAAUAAGAGGUGCUUUAUAUCUAAGCUAUGAAGAGUUACCACACCAUUUAAAACAGUGUUUCAUCUAUUGUGCUACAUAUCCUGAAGAUGCAGUUAUUUUUCGUGAAGAUAUUAUCAGGUUUUGGGUGGCUGAAGGAUUUAUAGAUGAGCAAGAAAGCCAACUACUAGAAGAUACAGCAGAAGAAUACUACAAUGAGUUGAUCUAUCGGAAUCUCCUCCAACCAAAUUAUAGAUAUGCUAACUAUAGUCGAUGCAGAGUGCAUGAUCUAUUAUGGCAGCUUGCUCGUUAUUUGUCUAGAGAAGAAUGUUUUGUCGGAGAUCCAGAAUCACUAGGGUCUAAUAUUAUAAGUAAAUUUCGACGUAUUUCAGUUGUCACUGUGAAGGAUAUGCAGAUGCUACCUAGCAUGGAUAAUGAGCAAUAUAAAGUGAGAACUUGGCAUACUUCAUAUGACAAGUCUCUGAGAGUUGAUAAUACAAUAUUUAGAAGAUUUCCAUACAUUCGAGUUUUGGAUUUGACUAGCACGCUUGUACAAAGUGUUCCAUCUUGUAUUGGAAGUUUGAUCCAUCUACGAUUACUGGAUCUUGAUGGCACUGACAUAUCUUGUCUUCCGGAAUCCAUCGGUUCUCUCAUAAACCUUCAGAUAUUGAAUUUGGAUCGUUGUGAUGCUUUGCAUAUUCUUCCUUCAGGGAUCACUCGAUUAUGCAACUUAAGACGCCUUGGUCUUCGUGGGACACCAAUAGAUCAGGUUCCAAAAGGGAUAUGCGGGUUGAAGUUUCUCAAUGAUUUAGGAGGAUUUCCGAUUGGUGGUAGCAGUGAUAAUAGUACUAAAAUGCAAGAAGGAUGGAACCUGGAAGAGUUGGGUCCUCUUUUGCAACUGAGGAGUCUUGAUAUGAUUAAAUUGGAAAAAGCAACCCCUUGUACUGCAGAUUCACUGCUAAUAGACAAAAGAUAUCUCAGAGUAUUAAAUCUAUGGUGCACAGAAUGUACAGAUGAGCCAUAUUCUGAAGAGGAUGUAAUCAAUAUUGAGAGGACCUUUGAGCAGCUAAUACCUCCACACAACCUGGAAGAUCUAGGUAUUAUGAAUUUCUUUGGUCGCAGGUAUCCCACCUGGCUAGGUACUAAUACCCAUUUGUCUUCAGUAAUAUACUUGCAACUCAUAGACUGCAAAUCCUGUGUGCAUAUUCCUCCAAUCGGGCAGCUCCCCAACUUGAAAUUUCUGAGAAUCGAGGGAGCAACUGCAAUUACCAAAAUUGGACCCGAAUUUGUUGGCUGUGGAGUGGGUAAUCCCGGAUCUGUAGAGGAAGUGGCUUUCCCCAAGCUUGAAACAUUGGUCAUUGAGGAUAUGCCCAACUGGGAGGAGUGGACUUUUGUUGUUGUUGAAGAAGAAGAAGCAACAACGACAGCUGGUAAGGAAGGGGCAGAGGAUGGAACUGCUACGAAGCAAAGGUGGAAAGACCCACCACCGAGGAUGCAGUUGUUCCCUCAUUUGAACGAAUUGCAACUUGUGUGUUGCCCCAAGCUGAGAGCUCUCCCAUGGCAACUUGGACAGGAGGCCACCAGCUUGAAGGUGCUCUACUUGAGAGGUGUGGGCAGCCUUAAGGUGGUGGAGAGCCCCCCGUUCCUCCCAGAGAUCCUUGUAAUUGACGGAUGUGAAGGCCUGGAGAGGGUCUCGAAUCUUCCCCAAGUGCGAGAGCUGCGAUUAAACUAUUGUCCGAAUUUGAAGUGUGUUGAGCAGCUGAGUAGUUUGGAGCAGCUGUGGCUGGACGUGGAUAUGCAGGUGGUCUCCUCACUGUGGGUGCCUGGGCUUCGACAACAACGCCACCAACUCCAUGGAGAAGACCUGGACGUCUACACAUGGGAUUAAGGCUGAGAGACACCCUGGUUAUCAAUCCUAGGGACUCAUGCAGUUGUUAUUCUCUGUAUUAUUCUAUUACCCGCUCAUGACCUUUUUCUCCAUGUAUGCAAAAAUACAAAAAAAAAUCCAAAAAAAGAAAAAAUCAUAAAAAAAAAGGAAAAAUGAAAAGCCAAAAAAAGAGAGAACUUAAGCUUUAAUCCAUGUAUGUUCUACUUAGUUGAGUUUGUCAUUAAUAGUGUGUAAUAUCGUGUUUCUAGUUUCCUUUGGUGUCUAGUGUUUGUCCUUUUAUUUUGAUUUUUUUUAGGUAGGUAACUCCGCCUAUGUCAUCUUGGGUGUAAAACUUGAUGGUGUAGCUGGUCCCAAGCCCGGAAAAAGGAGGAGGGAACUAUCUUUUAUACAUGAAUAUGUUUAUUGAAAAUUACAAUGCUUUGUGCUACAUAUUGUCCACAUAUUUCAUGAAAGCUACUGGACUUUUGUUUUAGUUAGCUGUGAUUUUGUGAUGGGAUAACUAGACAAGGCACUUAAUUCACAAGAUCUGACCAAAAUACUUUUGGCCGGACACGUUCACAAUC
Molecule: messenger RNA, 4213 nt
Organism: Phragmites australis (common reed)
Lineage: Eukaryota; Viridiplantae; Streptophyta; Magnoliopsida; Poales; Poaceae
Product: putative disease resistance protein RGA1
Exons: 3
Coding region: 576-3650 (1024 amino acids)
Biological process (GO): defense response to other organism
Molecular function (GO): ADP binding
Source: RefSeq, a predicted model, not a curated record